AUGUUCCGGCAGCUUGUCUGGCACAUGUGCUGGCAGGUGGGCGCUGGGCUGCAUUGGCUGGCCUUCUGGAAAACGAUCGUCCCCGGCUGGUCACGGCCCGUUUCUGGCCUAACGGGCAACCAUGGUUGGCUCUCCUUCACGUCAAGGUGA
This is a messenger RNA of Chaetomium globosum CBS 148.51, 150 nucleotides long. RefSeq lists its product as uncharacterized. The transcript is spliced from 2 exons. The coding region runs from base 1 to 150 and encodes 49 amino acids. NCBI's taxonomy places the organism in Eukaryota, Fungi, Ascomycota, Sordariomycetes, Sordariales, Chaetomiaceae. The record is from RefSeq and is a predicted model, not a curated record.